This is a messenger RNA of Papaver somniferum (opium poppy), 822 nucleotides long. RefSeq names its product F-box/LRR-repeat protein At4g14096-like. The record is from RefSeq and is a predicted model, not a curated record. The transcript is spliced from 3 exons. Bases 1 to 579 code for a protein of 192 amino acids. NCBI's taxonomy places the organism in Eukaryota, Viridiplantae, Streptophyta, Magnoliopsida, Ranunculales, Papaveraceae.
AUGUAUGCUGAGCCAAGUGUCCCGUUUGAUGUUAUUCCAAAUUUUGUAAAGAAGCUCUGUGAUGUAAAGCACUUGAAGUUAUCGGGUAACAUCUCUGAGAGUCUGGAGCUGGCAGGUGUUCUAUCUAUAAGUUUUCCUACCUUCAUUAAUUUGAUCACUUUGGAAGUGUCUUUUAUCAAGACUCAGCAAGUUAAAUCAUUAUUCAGUUUUCUACGGUUCUCACCAAAUUUGGAGUCACUUGUCUUCGGUCGGGUUUGUUACGGUGAUGAAGUUAAUGAGGACGCUUUUACAUUGGACGUAGUGCCUCAUUGUUUGUUGAUGAACCUCAAGUCUAUCAAAUUUCAAUACUUUGAAGGGCAACUGAAGGAGUUGGAUUUGGUUCAACUAUUUUUGCAGAAUGCAAGGGUUCUUCAGACGGUGAUUAUUGAAAUUUCAUCAGAUCAUUUCGUAAGCUCGGAUAAGAAGAAACAUUCCGCAAAGGAUGUAGAAGAUUUAAAUAUGAAGAUUAUGGAGCAGUUAUUGAAGUAUAAAUGGGCUUCAACAGAUUGUGUGAUUAAGUUAUCAAGCUCACCAGUAUAAGUGUAUGCGCUACGGUCCAUUGUGUGUGAAUGUAAUCAGGUAGAGAGAUUAGGCUUUAAAUGGUUUUCAAAGUUAUUUCACUGCGGUUUAGUGUGGUCUAACUUGGUUAAAUUUUAGAUAUCUGGAUGCUUACUUGCUCAUCUGGAAUCUGUAGAAUGCUUAUUUCUCUGUAUUCAGCAACUUUUCUCUAGAUUUUACCUAAUUUUUAUGUUCAUUCGAAAAAUUAUGUCAAGACUUUUGUGU